AUGGUGGAAACGAGCGGCUCGACGGUCAAGUUGGAGAAAACCGACUACGAGGUGGAUAGAGCCUUUGACUGGACGGCCUCACAGGUAGAUGUCUAUGCAGCUUUGGGAAAGAAAGUUGUCGAUGGAAUCACGAUUGGACUCAAUGGAACAAUAUUUGCAUACGGACAAACUGGAAGUGGUAAAACGUACACCAUGGUGGGCCCUCCACAAAUUGAUGACUUCUCUACUAUUCAGCCCAACGAUCAAGGCAUAAUUCCAAGAUGCAUCGAUGAUAUCUUCAGUUUCCUCAAAGCCAAGACCGACCAGCUGACCAAAGACAAAUUCCAAAGCGAAGUGCACAUUUGUUAUGUGCAGUUGUAUCAAGAGGAAUGGUAUGACUUGCUGGAUGACGACGUAAAGCUUCAAUUUCGUACAUCGACUAGAUUGAAUGCUAAGCGGUUCAGGGUUACUUCCACAGCGGAGGCUCUGGAGCUUCUUUCCGAAGGAUGGAGUGCAAGAAAGACGGCGGAAACGAAGAUGAACAGAGUAUCGAGUCGAUCCCAUUGCGUGUUUGUGAUUGAGGAUUCGCUUGGCGGAAAAGCGCGCACAUCCAUUGUUGUCACGGUUCAUUCGGGGAAAAGUUAUUUGACGAACAUCAUAUCUUCUUUGCAAUUCGCUCGUGACUGCCGUACGAUUGAAAGCCAUCUUCAAGUUAAUAUGAAAAUUACGGGCAACACAGUGAUGGUUUUGAACAAUAAAGUGAACAACCUGAAUCAACAACUCAAAGAUGCACAAUUAGAAUACGAAACAAUGCUACAAAAUCUUCGAGAAGAAAACCAAAAGUUAAAACAGAUGAUACUGAAACAAAGCCCCGAAAUCGAUGAGGAGAAGUGUAUUGUAGCGUAUGACGGAAUAAGAAAAGCUGCCCUAAAGGAUCAAGCAAAAGCACAAAUGCAGGCUGAAAGUUUGACAAAGCAAUUGGAGGAAAUGCGUAGAAUGACAAGCCGGCUAGAGAGAAACGACCUGGAGAUCACGAAACAAAAUGCAAAUUUGAUCAAGGAGAAGCAAUUAAUUGAGUCACAACUGAUGGCUGUUCAUUCAGCACACAGAAAAACGAUGGAGCUGCUUGACGAUCAGAUAGAAGCCACUUCGCAAUUGUGUGAAAAGAAGGAACAACUUGAGAACCAAAUUAACGAGUUGCGAGUAGCACAUGAAAGAACUGCAGCGGCCUUUGACAAGGAGAAGCAGCUCAACAAAGAUCAAAUGAAAGCGCUCAGAGAAGAACAUCGCAAAGAAACUCAGAAACUCCAGUCUGUGCAUCAACAGGAGUUAGGAAGUUUGCGGGAAAGACGGUUUAAACCAACUGAAAUACAACACGAGGAUCCAAUUCAAGCUCGCGUGAACUCGUUUGCCGACGCUAUGGCAUCCAAGGGGCUCUUCAAAAGCUGUGUGACCGGAUUGGGACAGAAAUACGCACUGUAUGGCACUCGAUCGGUGGAUUAUGGAUAUGAGUUGUGGAUGGUUACUGCGAACACUCGCAACAGCGAAGUGCUUUCACAGCCAAUGAAGUUAACAACUAAGUCGAAGGAUCAAGUGUACAUCUUGUCUCUAAUAGAUGCAUGUAAGCAACAUUUCGCCUCCUGUCCACUACCCAGCUUAUCUCAUCCUCCACCAUUUUGUGUGAUUCCAGUGAAUUCUGAGCUGAUCUCCUUCUCAUUGAUCGAUUUAUUCAAUGACACGGCAAGGCUUUUGCCUGGAGAUGAAGUCUUCGUAACCAACUACUUGACCGAUGGACGCAUUUGGUAUCAUUCUGGGAUCCACAUCGGUGGCGGGUUUUUCUGUCACUUUGUUCCAACAAACGGUUUCAAUCUAACCGAUCUCAACAGCGGUAAAACAGUUCCCGGUGUGGUUAAAUGUGUGUCAACGCUAGGAUUUUACGAGGCUGUUCCAUCAGAGAUCCGUCAAGCUUUCCGCGUCACUCAUCCCAUACUGGUUCGUGAGGGUUUGACGAUUGUCGACCAAGCAAAGCGAUUUAUCGAAGGAGAGGUUUUCAAUGAUUACAACUAUGUGAAUCGCAACUGUCAACAUUUUUCAUCACGUUGUUCAUAUGACCGCGAGUUCAGCUACAAUACCGAAAAGCUCUUCUCUUCCAACGAGUAUGUCUCUUCACAAAAAGUUGGCACAGUCACGCCAAUUGUUCAUCCGAGUUCUGUUGGAACGGAAAGCUGCAGACGGAAUGUUGUCGGAGUUGCCAAAGUCGAACCAAUUGUUCAUUCGAAUUCUGUUGCAACGGAAAGCUGCUUCGAUUCGUCGGUUAAAGAAAAUCAAGAUGAGACCAACCUUGGCAAUUACGUAGAUGAAUCGCAGUAUAUUGGGGGACCGAUGACUCAAUUUGAACACAAAAAUAGACCGUCAAAUAUUGUCUCCAGUGCUACUUAUGAAAUACCUGAUUCCGAAUAUUUUUUCUGUGAAUGCAAUAAACCGUCAAAUUUUGUCUCCAGUUGCCCCAAGAAGGCACUUUAUUCGAAACAUUUUUCACUUUGUGCUAAUCUC
Molecule: messenger RNA, 2532 nt
Organism: Mesorhabditis belari
Lineage: Eukaryota; Metazoa; Nematoda; Chromadorea; Rhabditida; Rhabditidae
Source: the annotation of a GenBank genome assembly